AUCAAAAUAAACAUUCUGUGGUUGAUUGCUCCUCCCACCACCACACUGACAGGUAUAUAAACCCAGAUAUUCCUUCCCUGCUCCAAAGCCCGGCCACGUAGCUUACUGCAAACAACGUCCGUGAUCGUCAACAGAGCUGUCAACCAAACUAUUACAACAAAUCCACCUUUGAGGGACACUGAAUCGUUGUCACUUCGCAAAGGCAAAAACAUGUCUGUUGUAAUCAAAGCGUUCCUGGAGCGAGAUGGGAACCCAAAAGCUGAGAUCCGACGUUUCGGGGUUCCUGCCGAUGCAUCUGCAAGUUUUACCUACAUAUUUUCGAAGGUGUCAGAAGUCUUUCCUGGACUUGUCACUGGAAACUUCAACCUCUUUUGGAAAGACAGCGAUGGGGACCUGGUGUCAUUCUCUUCAGAUGAGGAACUGAUGGAAGCUCUGGGCUUUGUAACUGAUUCCGUGUUCAGAAUCUAUGUUAGAGAGCAUGCUCCAACGUCAUCUGCCAGCAGCAGCGACAGCAGUGGAACGCUCCACCCCAAUGUUGUUUGUGAUGCAUGUGAGGGAGGCGUCCGCGGGAUCCGCUACAAGUGCUGCGUGUGCCCGGACUAUGAUCUCUGUAGCCAGUGUGAGGCUAAAAAUAUCCACUCCGAACAUGACAUGUUCAAGAUUGUGACCCCCAUGAACUCGUGUGGCCCUGGACGAAUGCCGUUCCGCCCUCCUCCACACUUCCGCCGAUGGAUGAAGCGUUACAUGAACCGCUGGCACAACCGUCAUGGUGGAUGUGGCAUGGAAACGGAGGGGGAUGUUCCCCCUGGGGCGGACUCUGACCCUAACCAGGACGGGGAACAGGAUGCUGGACCCGAGGAGGAAUAUCUCCACCAUGUGGGAGAGAAUGUGGCAGCCAUGAUGGACCCUUUCGGUAUUGAUGUGAAGUUUGAAGUUGAGCAUCAAGGUCGCCGUCGUGGUGGGCAAUGUCAUGGAGCUGGCCGACGUGGAUGUAGAGGUUUUGGAGGAGGAUGGGGCUUUGGGUGGGGAGGACCCAGAGGCCAUGGUUACCGAUUCCGCCAUUGCCAUCGUCGCUUUGGCAACAACCAGGACAAGGAGGCUGGGAAGGAAAGUGACGAGAUGAGAGAGGAAGCAGGCGCCAAACCAACAGAACCCAAACAGCAGGAGGCGCGAGACACAACGGCUCAGGAUGGCUCUAGACCUUCCGAAGCACCAGUCACAGACAAAAUGAAAGGUCUGCAAAUCAAUGAUGGCCCUGGUAGUUGUGAAGGAGAGUGGACCCUUCUGUCCAACUCCAGAUCUCCACCAAGCCCUCCACACCCAGACCCCAAGAUUACUGAGGCUCUCCAUCAAAUGUCCCAGAUGGGUUUCACAAAUGAUGGCGGCUGGCUCACACGACUGCUUUCGAGGCCAAGAACGGAGACAUCAGUCAGGUGCUGGAUGCAAUCAAACCAGAUCGCAGAAUCAACGAGGGCUUCAGAGCCUGAACACCGAUCCAGACUGUGACAAACUCUUACUACAGGCUAUACUUUCACUGGGUUAAUCUGUACAUGACAACAGCUCUUUAUAUGAGCAGUGAUUCUGUUUUAGAUUAAAUAUCUGAGGGAUUUGUCUGACAAUGUUUAACAAUAUUGAACUCUAUGUGACAUUGUAAGAGGCUUUGAAAAUAGUGUGUUUCAAAUAUAUGACACUGUCAUGAUACUGUACCAAUAUCAACCAUGUUUAAAUCAAAGCCAAAGGUAAAGACCCUGCUUGUUAGAAACUAAGAUAUUCUGAAUGUAAGUGGAUUGUAACACGUAAAUUUCAGCCUCACCAGUGUAGAUUCAAUCAAUAAUACUGCUUUUGUCCAUCAGUCUGUUUUUUGGAAACUGGCAACUCCAUUUUGAUUCAAGUGUCUUAAUAUGAAUACAAACUGUUUAUCUGAAAAUUGACCCCUCUGAUAUUUAUGUUGACUGUAAGGUAGAACACUAAAGUUCAUCCAUGGAAUAUGUUAAGUGGGAUUUUGUUCAUGUGUUACUGCAUUUACAGCUUUUUUGUUGUUGUUUCUAUGCGUGACUAUUGUGUGUAGAAAAUAUGCAAAUAAUGUUGGAUAUUAUCAGUUGUCUUGAAACUGGGUAUUGUUGGAUUUUAUCAGUUGUCUUGAAACUGGGUAUUGUUAUUGAUAGUGAGGGUGAUGAGGGUAUAAACCAUGGAAAAAGUAAUGGGGUUGUGUAACAUUGGAAAAUAUAAUUGGGCCGUUCAAACCUUAGAAAACAUAAUGGGUGUUUUUUGUGUAUCUACGUGAAAUGUUUGUUUUGAUAUUCAUACAUGGCAGAAAAUAAAUUUAUCGGUUCGCUUUGA
This is a messenger RNA of Haliotis rubra (blacklip abalone), 2340 nucleotides long. Its product is annotated as sequestosome-1-like. Gene Ontology annotation, molecular function: zinc ion binding; K63-linked polyubiquitin modification-dependent protein binding; protein kinase C binding. The coding region runs from base 211 to 1506 and encodes 431 amino acids. The record is from RefSeq and is a predicted model, not a curated record. Gene Ontology annotation, cellular component: aggresome; amphisome. Gene Ontology annotation, biological process: aggrephagy; mitophagy; endosome organization. NCBI's taxonomy places the organism in Eukaryota, Metazoa, Mollusca, Gastropoda, Lepetellida, Haliotidae. The transcript is spliced from 6 exons.